This is a messenger RNA of Hippoglossus stenolepis (Pacific halibut), 3877 nucleotides long. It is a transcript of the gene rin1b, whose product is annotated as Ras and Rab interactor 1b. Gene Ontology annotation, cellular component: endocytic vesicle; cytosol. The record is from RefSeq and is a predicted model, not a curated record. The coding region runs from base 178 to 2532 and encodes 784 amino acids. The transcript is spliced from 12 exons. Lineage: Eukaryota; Metazoa; Chordata; Actinopteri; Pleuronectiformes; Pleuronectidae. Gene Ontology annotation, molecular function: guanyl-nucleotide exchange factor activity; small GTPase binding. Gene Ontology annotation, biological process: vesicle-mediated transport.
CAGACGCGCAGACAGAAUUUAAAAUGUGUGCGCAUUUCCCUGGCGAGCGGCGCGUGGGGCUCGGACACGGAGACGCACGAACACGCAACUCUGCCGGACGCCUUAAUUAAUUAGAGACCACGAGCAGGAGACCACGCACCGCACCGCACCGCACCUGUUCCCACCGUCACGCACGAGAUGCAGGGGGGGGGCAGCACACAGCGAGGCUCUGCGCGGCUCUUCAGCGUCCUGGAUCGUCUCCUGCUCACGCAUCCCGUGUGGCUGCAGCUGUCACUCAACCACGACUCCGCCCUCUACAUCCUGCUCAGAGAGCCUGUGGGGACCUUUCUGGUGCGAAAGUGCAGCUCCAGCCAGAGGAAGGUUCUGUGUUUGAGAGUGACAGCGGACCGGAGUGCCUCCUCUGUGAAGGAGUGCUUCAUCUGUGAAGAGGACUCCACCUUCGCCCUGGAGAGCUCCGCCCUCAGCUUCCCCGACCUGUGUCGACUGGUGGCCUUCUACUGUGUCAGCAGGGAUGUGUUGCCUUUCCCACUGGAGCUGCCGGACGCCAUCGCCAAGGCCACAACUCACCGGCAGCUGGAGGCCAUUUCCCACAUGGGACAAGACUUCUGGAGCUCGCCAGGUUCUCCAGACGUCCAAAACGGACCCGUGGCGCCAUCUGCAUCCACCAGCGGCAGCCCGGCAGCGGUGGCCCAGGACCGGUGCACCCUGCUGAGCCGAGGCAGACAAGGCAAACUCUGCUUCAUCAACCCGCUCUUCCUGCAGCUGGAGGUUUACAAGCAGCCGCAGCUCACACACCACAGUGCCUCCAACAAGCGGCACCGCUUCACGCGCAGCAUUCGGCUCCGGCUCUCCGAGACCUCCAUGAACCUGUCCCUCGAGGGCGUCGGCUCCUACUCGCCUCCGUCGUCACUGGAGCAGCCGGACGGGGCGGAGAGGCUGCAGAGGGCCAACCCACAGAGGAGAGUCCACCCUGGGGCGGGGGUCCUGAGGAGAACCCCCGCUGUGUCGCCAGGUUCUGCAGAGGAAGAGGACACGAUGUCCGUCUAUGUGCCUGAGGUGGAAGCGUCUGCGAAGCCCCAGCAGUCAGAGCGAGCGCCAGGCAUCGAGGUGGCGGUCCUGGCCCUGGAGCGCCGCCCGGCCCCGUCCCUGGCCGAGCUGGACAGCAGCAGCUCCUUCAGCAGCAUGGACGAGGACAACGACUCGGAUUCGGAUCCAGACAGCUCGGUCCAAGGCCAGAUGCUCGCCCACCAUCGGCCGCCCCUCGUGCGCUCCAGAGGGCGCGGCGGGCUGCACCGCAUGAGCGAGGCCUUCGUUUGUUUCUUUGCUCCGGAUAAGCGUCUGACGAGGCUGGUGGAGGAGCUGUCCCGGGACAGGCGCUCCACCUUCGGGGGGAUGGUUCAGGACUUCCUGCUGGCACAGAGGGAGGUGCUGAAAGCCCUGGCCUCCUCGUCACCACCCUCCUCUUCCUCAGCUCCGGUGACGGCCGUGCAGCUCCUGCAGGGUCUGAGGCUCUUUCUGUCCCAGGCCAGGUGCUGCCUGCUGGACAGUGGAGAGCUGGAGCCGCCCAUCGAGACGCUGGUGCCAGAGAACGAGAAAGACCUGGCGCUGGAGCGAGCCAUGUUCUCCUGCGUGCUCCGGCCCCUGAGGUCCCACCUGGAGAAGGCCCUGGUGGCGUUGCACAACCAGGACGGCUCCAGCCAGCGCCUCACCCAGAACCUGCUCCGUCUGAGAGGGGACGCCGCCAUGGAGCGGCUCGGCGUGCGGACGGGCGUCCCGGACAGCCGCGGGGUAGAGCGGGUGAAGCAGAAGCUGGUGCUCAUGCAGCGGACGCACUCGCCCAUCGACAAAGUCCUGCUGCUGCUGCAAGUUUGCAAGUGCGUCCACAAGGCCAUGGGCUGCCUGCUCGGACAGGAAGUGAGCUGGGAUGACUUCCUGCCGUCCCUGUCGUAUGUGAUGGUGGAGUGUAACCGGCCCCACAUUCUGCUGGAGGUGGAGUACAUGAUGGAGCUGCUGGAGCCGUCCUGGCUCGGAGGGGAGGGCGGUUACUACCUGACCAGUGUGUUCGCCAGCCUGUGUCUGAUCCGGAGCCUGGACGGGGAGCAGCCGGCGGCGAGCUGCCUGACGCCCGAGGCCCAGGAGGCGCUGAAGGAGUGGAGCAGCAGACGGAGCCGAGAAGCCCAGAGACAAAAGGAGAGCCAGCAGAACCAGAGGUGCGUGAGGAUACUGUUCCAGGACGGGGAGCGCAGCGCUGUGCGGACGUUGCAGUGGAGAGCCGGGGAGAGCAGCCAGGCUCUGGCGCAGCUGUGCGCCGACACCUUCGGCGUGUCCGACCCGCAGCAGUACACCCUGUACUGGCGCAGCGGCGGCGAGAUGAGGGCCCUGCCGCCGCAGGCCCAGCCCCAGGACCUGGCGGGCCACAGCGAGGGGGGCCCCUCGCUCUCCUACCUGAGGACCGACCACGACUUCAGCAAGAUGCGGCGGCUCACCAGGGGUGGCGCCGUGGACCUGAGCGAGUCGGUGUGUGAGGAGUGAGUGGGAGGGAUGGAGGAAGGAGGGAGGAAGAAGAGGAUGAGGAGGAGGAGGAGGAGGAUGGAGGAUCUCUUUCUCUCUUUCUCUCUCUUGUUCUGUCUCUUUCUCUCCGGCAGUGUGUUGUGUCUCGUCGUGGGUCAGGACUUGUGAAAACCCUUCUCCGGACUCGGACCUUACAUGGUCAACUCUUCCCUGAACGGAGCCGAGCGGCGCAGCCCCGACGUGUAGAGACUGAUCAGUGUGGCUGCUAUAGCGUAAAGGAGUGUGCUGUUGUGACAUGGAACAUGUGUAAUAAAUGGAUUUGGUUGUUUAUGUGAAACAUGAGCCCAGAGCAUAGCCUGUACCAUGAGGGGAUUACAUCAUCAGAACGUGAGGAGGCUCAAAUCCAAAGACAAAUUCUGUGCCACUAUUGUUGCCUGGAAACCAAAACCCACUUCCUGUCCACACCAGAAGGCGAACAGUCCACGGUGGUGAUGUAACCCUCUCACGUUAUGGUUCUGGGCAAAAUAUAACAGACAUGGAUGUUUUAAUGCUUCACUUUUAAUGCGUAAACGUCUGCAGAUCUCUGGAUGGAUGUAAAAGGGUUAGGGGGGGGAGGGGGUGGGGGGACAAACCUCAAAACCAAAGUGAUGAAAACAGAAAGAGACGCCAUUUUGUGACACAUCAGGUGACAUGAAGCUGGAGGGAAGCUUCAAGCCAGUCUACUCUUUUUAAAAUCACCCAGAGACAAUUUUAUUCCUAAUUGUGUUGGAGAAGAACCCGUCUCCUCCUUCCUCACGUCUUCUACCAGGUCGGAGACAGAAAAGCAUCCGCCCGCUCUGCGUCCCACUGACCGCAACUGAUUCACUGAAUGACCUGCGAAUGUAUUACGACCUCUCGUUUCAAUCCACCGCUUUUCACUUCUACUCUUUCCUCUCUGUCCGGGCCUGGUCCCGAACCCAGGACCCCCCCCCGCCCCCGCGGUGACUGCUUGAAUGUAAAUGUGUAAAAGUCACCAGCUCCUUCUGCUGUCCUCAGCCGACGGUUCCACUCAGUGUCCCUAUCAGUUGUCAUAUUGUGUACUUUAAAAACCUAACUUUUGAGUGUUGGAUUCGUUGGGUAGAUAAUAUCAAACCUUAGUGUGGAUUUUCAGCUUAUCCUUUUGGAAGCAGCCGGGGGAGACGUGUUUCUGAACAUUGUUGCAUGCUCUUUUCAUUUAUGGUGACGGCUCCUGCGGACGUGGUGUGGUAUGUGUGCGUGAAGCAUGUGUUCAUUGUGGCAGCUCACUAUUUCUUUUUGUGUAAAAGACAUUACGAUGUAUUUUUGUCAGGUAACUUCAGUAACGCAAUAAAAAUUGCAAUAUUUGUUC